This is a messenger RNA of Oppiella nova, 635 nucleotides long. The record is from the annotation of a GenBank genome assembly. Lineage: Eukaryota; Metazoa; Arthropoda; Arachnida; Sarcoptiformes; Oppiidae.
UGAACGACGCCUUCGGGACGGCACACAGGGCUCACUCGUCGAUGGUUGGCAUCCAAUUGCCUCAACGCGCGGCCGGUUUUCUCAUGAAUAAGGAGCUGAAGUACUUCGCGAAAGUGAUGGACACACCAGAGCGCCCGGUGCUGGCGAUUCUGGGCGGCGCCAAAGUGAAGGACAAGAUCCAACUGAUCAGCAAUUUGUUGAACAAAGUGAACGAAAUGGUGAUCGUCGGGGGAAUGGCCUUCACUUUCCUUAAGAAACUCAAUAACAUGGAGAUCGGGAGCUCUUUAUACGACUCGGAGGGCGCCGACAUCGUCGAGGAGUUGAUGGCUAAGGCGGCCGCGAAUGGCGUCAAAAUGCAUUUACCCGUGGAUUUCGUGACGGGAGACAAAUUCAAUGAGAACGCGACGGUCGGUGCGGCCACUGUUGAGUCGGGUAUACCGGCCGGACAUCUGGGGCUCGAUUGCGGUCCAAAAUCUGUGGAAAUUUUUAAGGAACCCAUUGCCAGGGCUAAGACUAUUAUCUGGAACGGACCUGUCGGUGUCUUCGAGUGGGAGAACUUCUCGAAGGGCACGAAGACAGUGAUGGAUGCGGUGGUGGCGGCCACUGAUAAGGGCGUUACAACUAUUAUUGGCGGC